Messenger RNA from Planococcus citri (citrus mealybug), 1973 nucleotides. RefSeq names its product zinc finger protein 397-like. The transcript has 2 exons. Lineage: Eukaryota; Metazoa; Arthropoda; Insecta; Hemiptera; Pseudococcidae. The coding region runs from base 484 to 1668 and encodes 394 amino acids. Gene Ontology annotation, cellular component: nucleus. Gene Ontology annotation, biological process: positive regulation of transcription by RNA polymerase II. The record is from RefSeq and is a predicted model, not a curated record.
AUAUAUUCAUCGUGAGUAAAGACGAAUUUCAGUCGUGUUUCCUCGUGUUCGUCUCCGUGGCAUGGUUCAAACUUCUAACGCCAUCAGCUGGCUGCUCCACUUCACUCCGUCGGUCGGCAAUGCCCUUCUAAUACCUUCAGUGCUGCCAUGUGCGUUACCCAACCUAACGCUUUCGCGAAUGUAUCUCCCUUUUGCCCGCAUGUGUUGCGUGUAACCGUUAAUUUUAAUUUCAACUGCUCGUAUUCGUAACAUCUGAUACCGAUAAACCGAUUUCCGUUUACCAACAGUAGUGUUUGAUAUUUAACGUAUAACGUAUUAUGUGUUUAAACGGUAGCUAUGAGCUAUUUCACAAUGGAAUAAUUAUUGUGCUUUUGUAAUUAGUUGAUUUGUUCAUAUUUUUAUUGUUUUACGAAAUAUUUUACAAGAUUUCAUCAAAGAAAUAAUAAGCUCUCAUUACACCCGCAUUUCGAUUAAAAGCCAGAAAUGAACGUCGCAUCAAACCCCGAUCCAUUCGCCACCGGAUCAGAAUCAUCAGACAUGCUGAACUAUUCAAACACCUCUACCUCCAAUCUGAGCACCAUCGCUAGUGAUUUAGCCAUCGACGCUGGAAAAAUCCCUAAACGACUCUGCUGCCCGUUCUGCCUGUUCGAUUUCGGUUUCGAAUUUCUACUCAAAUCGCACAUCCAAGAAUCGCAUUCUCAAGAGGUAAAACUACUCUCGAAAACCAACCCCGAUACCAUCAGAACGGAUAUUUGCUGUUAUUGCGGCGCCAAAUUCUAUAUUCACGGGUUACUUCCCAAGCACGUGAUUCGUAAACACCAAGAAUGCAUUUUAGGACUAGCUUCGAGUACUUCGGAUGACGCAGCUGCUGAAACCGUAGGAUGUAGUUUUUGUCCGUAUAAAGCAUCCUCGAAACAGAUAAAACUACUGUUUAUUCACUUGGAGAAUAAACAUUUGAAAAACGUCGACGAGAUGUUAUCGAAUUUCAAUACGAUGGUCAACGAACGAACGAAAACUCGCGAAUAUAUUCAUCAAAAUGACGACGAAAUGGCGCCAACGAAACCCGAAAUAAUUAAUCCUGCUCCUAGAUUGAAACCUAUACUGAAAAGAGGUUCGCUGAAAUCAGACUGCUGCGGUAUUUUGAAUGAAACAGUAACGUUGCAAGUGAAGCAACGAAAAUUACGGUUCAAUUUACCCGCCGCCGAUAGUUCAUUCACCUCUGUAGGAAGUGACAAGGAGAAUCUACCUUUGAGAAUUUUAGCCAAGAGAACGCUUAGUUUGAGGAUAAAGAAGCAAACCAAAUCUAGCAAACCUUUGCCUAUCGUUAAUCAGGUACGAACCGAGACGAGAAACGUGCUGGGAGAUAUUACAGAUGUUGUGCAUGAAAACUUGACUAAUAAUUUGGAUCCGAAGAUGGAUCAUUUCGGAGAACUUCCGUUCAAAUGUGGAUUGUGUGGGGAAAUGUACGCGAAUAAUUCGAUUUUAUUGCAUCACGUGAAAAAGAAACACGGUAAAAUACAUUUCCAUCCGCCGUACCGGUGUGGCUUGUGUAAAGCUAAAUUUUUUCGAAAUAGUUAUCUCAUUAAACAUAAUAAGUUACAUGAGAAACCAAAGCGGACGAGUGGAUUUCGAUAUACUGCUUUUCAAAAUGAAAUGUUGUCUACUUAAUUAGGUAUAAAUCAUUAUUUCAUUCGUCUUUUUUUUUUUUUUUGGAAAUAGUACAAUUUUUGUAAAUAUGGUGAAUUUUUUAUUUUUAAAUAGGUAAAUAGGUAUUAUUUAUUUUAUUUUAUUUAUUUUUUUUUUAGUUUUAUUGUAAGGUUUUGAAAAAUGAGUGUUUUUGUAAGUGUAGCUAUUGAGAUGUGAAUGUUUUGUAAUUUAGUUAUUUGCACGAAUUAAUGUGCAUAGUCAAAAAAAUGAUAUAAGAGUCGUUUUCUUUAAUGUUAUGUUUCACAAAUAAAUAAUAUUAUCGAGUA